Molecule: messenger RNA, 3002 nt
Organism: Cyclopterus lumpus (lumpfish)
Lineage: Eukaryota; Metazoa; Chordata; Actinopteri; Perciformes; Cyclopteridae
Product: RNA polymerase II degradation factor 1
Exons: 4
Coding region: 584-2158 (524 amino acids)
Cellular component (GO): nucleus
Source: RefSeq, a predicted model, not a curated record
CGUCAAUAGUAAGCGACUGUCUUCAGUUUGUGUAUCGGCCGCUGGGCUAACAGCUGCACCAAUUGUGUUUUGGUUUUGUUUUGUCUCCCAUGUGCAGUUAUUAUGAGCUCUCGAGGCGAUUCACUGCCUUGAAGUUGCAUCUCACUGUGUGACAACUGGACGUUUCAAUGUAGCUCUCAGUCUGCUCCGGGUGUUUUUACACCGUGUAUUUAUGUUUUCAGUAACAUAUUAGAAUACAUGACAAUGAAAGAAAGAGAUUUAAGGGGCUGCAACUAGCCAUGAAAGUAUCUGGACACCAUGCUCUAGUUAUAAGAUAGUAUCUCUCACUAAGUGGCAACAAUGUCUUGAUUCAAUUGAACCUUACUGUUAACAACCAGUAUUUAAGGGUGCUUUCACUCUAUAUUUCAUCAUACAUCAGUGUGGGUGGCAGCUGUAGUCAUAAUUACCAGAUACAGUAUACUGAAGAGUUGUUAUGUCUUUAGCGGUAGGUUCAGUGACACCUUGAACUUGUGUUAAUGGGGCAGCAGCUGCCAGUAUCAGAAUUGGCCCGCCAGUCAGUUCUGCUCUAAAUCAGGUCUGACCCAUGACUGAGUACUACGAGGAGGGGGGGCUGCUGUACGAGCAAUCACCUCCCAUGCACAUCAAAGUGGAGUCUCCGGAGGGACCCUUUGGAGGGGGAGCCUCAGAAAACGGCUUCCCCAGGGAGGACGACGACUCGGAGGGCAGCUGUGACCAGAGCAGUGGAUUACCUGGGGGACUCCCCUUCAACGUGGUAGUGGUGCAUCCCAACAUCAUGGCACCCGGCAUGUCCUCAGAUGAACUCUUGUCCAUUGAACAAAACAGAGCUAUGUCAGCUGCACUGGCUGCUGGCGGUGCAGGAAAAAGAAAGAGUCGUUUCAGUGGAGCAGAGCUAGAGGUGUUGGUGUCAGAAGUCACUCGGUGUGAAGGAGAGCUUUUUGGUCCUGCGGGUCGGCUCCGGCGGCGGGAGAGAGAGCGCAUCUGGGCAGGAAUCCUGGAGAGAGUCAAUGCCGUGUCCAGAGUCCCACGCACACUUCGCGAGGUAAAAAAGCGAUGGGACGACUUGAAGAGACGCAACGGAGGCAGGCUAGCGGAUGCUCGCCACCGCAGCUGUUACCUACCAUCCAGCAGAGGAGCCUCGAUGCUUGGCCGUCCUUCCCAGACUAGUCCCAGACUUUCACACACCAGGCAAAAGCAAAGCUCCAGACCAAAGCCCAGUUUCCCAUGCUUCCCUGACUCUGAUACAGGUGUGGGAGUGGAAGGCUCAGAGAGAGAUGGUUUAGAGAAAGAUGAGGACAAUACUGAGCAAGACAGAGAUAUGGGAGAAUCUGAGUGUGAACCAGGAGAGAACAGCAUGGAAGAUAAAUUGGGAUUAGGACUGGGUCUGGGCAUUGGACCACCACCUCCAUCAGAACGAUGGCUGCCUCCUUCCCCCCUCUACAGUGCUCCUUUCCUCAAUGGCAGCCCCCAGCCCAGUAGCCCUCAGCCUUCACUUGGAGCCCACCAGGGUCCUCUUGAAGCCCCUCCGCGCAGCUCUUGGCUUGAAGAUGAGCUACGAGGGUUAGGGGAAGCAGCAAUUCAACUUGGCAACCGGGUAGAAAAGAGUCUGCGGGAAUUUGGGGACGGUUUCAGGCAGGACAUGACAACACUUGUCGCUUCACAAGAGGCAUUAGCAUCCAGUCUACAACAAAACAAUGUUCUCUUGCAAAGGCUGUUGGGAGUGCUCGAAGCCCAGCAACAACCACAGCAACAUCGUGUACAACAAGCACACCAAUCGCAAACAUCUCAACAGCACUUACAGCCAGCUCAGCAGCAGCAGCUGCUGCAACAGACAGAACCACUGCAGCAGCAACAACAGAGGGUUGAAGCACCACUGCAAACACAACUAUUACAACAUCAGCAGCAGCAACAGCAGCCACAAGUAGGACAACAGUCACAACAGCACCAAACACAAAUACAGCAGCUGCCACAAGUCACCCAGCAUUCAAAUAAUCAGUCAGCUGUGGCAGUGGUUCCUGCACCUUCGUCCCCUGAUGUACAUGGCACCUGUCCCUCUGAAUCACUCACCAACACAAAUGGAAGUGUGCAGAGGCCACGGCGAGGACGAGCUGUUGAUCACAGGCGCAGAAGACGACGCUGAGGAGAAAGCACUUAGAAACUCAAAGUGUACAUCAAAAUGUGACAAGGAACUUCUACUGACAGUAUUUCUGUAAAAAAACGUUAUUUGGAGUUUUACUUCUCGCCUCAAACGAGAACAUUUUAGUUUGUCUUCAGAGAGGACGGAAGUGGAUACGGAAAUUAGACAUAAUAGAGUGGCCUUAACAUUAGCUUGGUUCCUCAGACAAAUGCUAAAAUACUUUCUGCCUUGUGGAGCGACAACUUCACUCAUGGGACCUUUAAUACCCAGACAACAUACUGUAGGUGCUGAUGUUUAACACCAUGUCACUGUACAUGCCAUACAGGCGAACUGCGAAGCUCAUGAGCCUCUUACUAGUCCAGCACUGUCCCAAUUCUCCUGAAUAACUAACGACAUUGUCAUAAAGUACUCAUUAUCUGCAAUUGUUACCAUAUAUGGUAGUUAUACAGCUAUUGUACUUACCUGCUAACGUAUGCUUGUGCUUUUUAACAAUUUCAUGAAAAGGUCUUUUUCUGCUUUGAACAAUAAAGUUAGACUGUUCUGUUCAGUGUGUUUUAAGACAACCGUGUUACAUUUUAAAGUCUUGGCAAUUUUUUAUGAAGAACAGUAAAAAACCAUACAGCAUAAACAUCAGACUUUAAUUGAUGUGUUUAUGACAUUUAAAAGCAUACAUGAGUAUGUAGGGGCUAUUUAUUCUAAUCUUGCAUGCAGUAUGAUGAAUGUGUUUGUAGAUAGUUGCAAAGAAACAGCAUAUGGCCAUCAUCUACGUAGUUUUGCACAAUCAUCUGUUCCGAUGAAAUGUAACUAAACUUUAAUAAAAGUCAGACAUGGACUGCAAAUAAAUAAA